Messenger RNA from Penicillium maclennaniae, 459 nucleotides. RefSeq names its product protein transporter TIM17. Gene Ontology annotation, biological process: protein import into mitochondrial matrix. The coding region runs from base 1 to 459 and encodes 152 amino acids. The transcript is spliced from 4 exons. Gene Ontology annotation, cellular component: mitochondrial inner membrane; TIM23 mitochondrial import inner membrane translocase complex. Gene Ontology annotation, molecular function: transmembrane protein transporter activity. The record is from RefSeq and is a predicted model, not a curated record. Lineage: Eukaryota; Fungi; Ascomycota; Eurotiomycetes; Eurotiales; Aspergillaceae.
AUGGAUCACUCGAGAGAUCCCUGUCCCUGGGUCGCGCUUAGCGACUUCGGUGGUGCCUUCUGUAUGGGUGCUAUUGGUGGUGCCGUUUGGCACGGCGUCAAGGGUUUCCGUAACAGCCCCUACGGUGAGCGCCGGAUAGGUGCCCUUACUGCCAUCAAGGCCCGCGCUCCUGUUCUCGGUGGAAACUUUGGUGUUUGGGGUGGACUGUUUUCGACUUUUGACUGUGCUAUUAAGGGCAUCCGCAAGAAGGAGGACCCGUACAAUGCUAUCAUUGCUGGUUUCUUUACUGGUGGUGCUCUCGCUGUCCGUGGUGGUGUCAAGGCUGCCCGUAACUCCGCCAUCAUGUGUGCCGUCUUCCUUGCCGUCAUCGAGGGUGUUGGUAUCGGUUUCCAGCGUAUGAUGGCCGACAACACCAAGCUUGAGCUCCCUCCUCCUCCCCCUCUGAGCAGAAGGCUCUAG